AUGGAGUUGUUCUUAUCAACAGAUUUAAAUUCAUAAUUCCUAACUCUCUUGGCACAUUACACUAGAUUGGUUUCAACAGCAAGAGUAAAACUUGUGGCGCUAUCAAAUCAAGCAUUAAAAUUAAAUGAAGAAGGCAUAAUCAAAAUUCCUUCCAUUCCAUCAUUGGUAACAGAGGAUGCCUAAAUUUUAACAAAUGUAUUCUCCAUUGCACAAUACUUAACUAAUAUUUCAUUUACAGAAAGAAUUCUCAUUGGCGCAGAUAAUUAAACAUUGGGGCAAGUGUUAUAAGUCUUCGAAGCACAAAGAAAGAUAUAAGGAGAAGAUUUAGUCGAAGCUUUCCUGAAACAUUUAGAAAGCAGAGUAUUUUUCGCUACUAAUCAUGUGACCCUAGCAGAUUUAUUUCUAUACAUUCAUACAUAUGACGUAGUGUCUACAUGGAAUGACGAACAAAAAGCUGGAAAGUAUGUUCAUUUCUUUAGAUGGUUUAAGUAAGUUCAAGCUUUGCCACAAAUAGCUGAAAUAAACAGAACUUUGGGUAGAGUUGAUGUGAAACCAGCAUCUCCAUUUGUUGAUAUUUAGUCUAUUGGUAAAUAAAAAAAACAGAAAUGAGAUUAUAUAAUAUUCCUAUUAAAUAUUAGAAAAAUGCAAUUGAUUUUUAA
Molecule: messenger RNA, 659 nt
Organism: Paramecium tetraurelia
Lineage: Eukaryota; Ciliophora; Oligohymenophorea; Peniculida; Parameciidae
Exons: 5
Biological process (GO): positive regulation of DNA damage response, signal transduction by p53 class mediator
Cellular component (GO): aminoacyl-tRNA synthetase multienzyme complex; nucleus; cytoplasm
Source: RefSeq, a predicted model, not a curated record